This is a messenger RNA of Rhinocladiella mackenziei CBS 650.93, 2217 nucleotides long. RefSeq lists its product as uncharacterized. Gene Ontology annotation, biological process: regulation of DNA-templated transcription; DNA-templated transcription. NCBI's taxonomy places the organism in Eukaryota, Fungi, Ascomycota, Eurotiomycetes, Chaetothyriales, Herpotrichiellaceae. The record is from RefSeq and is a predicted model, not a curated record. The transcript has 2 exons. Gene Ontology annotation, molecular function: DNA binding; DNA-binding transcription factor activity, RNA polymerase II-specific; zinc ion binding. Gene Ontology annotation, cellular component: nucleus. Bases 1 to 2217 code for a protein of 738 amino acids.
AUGGCGGACAAGAGUCCUCCUGCGCCUAUGAAGCGCGUCUCCAGAGCAUGCACUUUCUGUCGAGCUCGCAAAAGCCGAUGUGAUCUGGAAGCCUCUGGCGGUCAACCUCCGUGUGGAAGAUGCAAAAAGGAUGGACGGGACUGUGUGCUCGGGACUUCCAACCGCGGCGGCAGUCGGGUCAGAAAGAAGAAUCUUUCAGCUACGGGGCUGUCUUCCUUGUCUAAUCCACCGUUGACCACUCUACACGAAGCCAAUGCGAAAGCGCAGCCUCAUCCUCCGCCCUUCUUUCCACUGUCGCCGCAACAAGACACCUCUCAAGGUCCGGUCAUCGUAGGCGCUCCCCAUGGCGGUCCUGCUGUGAACAUUGUCGAAGAUGAGGACUCAUCCUCCACCGCCGACAGUACCAUUGGAAAUACCAUACCGAGGAAUCCCUCGGACGCAUGGCAGCUCCUGAAGGAUGUGGCCAAUCGGGAAGCAGACCACCUGAAUGUUGCAGGAGAAGGGAACAACCAAGGCGAUCCUUCGAAUCAAAACAUGGAAAAUGGCGGCCGAGCUGAGCCCAGGGGAUCGAUCAAUGGAAUCCACGCUGGUAUCUCGACAUAUCGUUUGGUGCGCGAGGGCUACCUCACGGCCGAGAUCAUCCAGAUGCUGGUCAGACGAUAUGCCGAGCAUUACCACCCAUACCUGCCUUUGGUCCCCCGGAAAUACUUCGACCCCGCUCAACUGGAUCUUUUCGCCGUCAAUGACAAGCACCUUUUGACUGCCGUGCUCACUAUUUCGUCCAAAGACCUGAUUGAGCAGCCCAACGUUCAUAUUUGCUGUUCUCGAUAUAUGCACGAUCUCAUUUCCGGAAUUGCGGCCGGCCAUGACUGCGAAGUGGAAGCGGUCGAAGCGUUACUUCUCCUCGCCGAAUGGGAGCCGCAAGGCCUGCGAAACCGAAUCGAAGCGGUGGGAAGAGGUGAAGAAGAUCGAUCGGCAUGGAUGCAUGUUGGUAUUGCCCUGCGCACCGGCUACUUUUUGGGACUGGAUCGAACCGCCUUCCGACAAGAAUCUGCGGAGGAAGCCAGAAUUGACGGACGGAAGCGUCUGGCUUGGGCCAAUUGCUAUGUCUCCGAUCGUCUGAUAUCUGUCCGAAUUGGUAAAGCAUUUUGGUCUCGCGGACCAGGACCGAUGACCGGUCUUUCGUCUCAGGACUUCCCUUCGCUCCAGCCCUUCAGUCCCGGCGAUGAAGACUACGCCAAGAUCAUGCAGGCCACCCUGGACUUGACUCAACUCUACUCGAAUGUCCACGAUGUUUUGUAUUCCGGAAUGCGAACGAGUGGACAGAUGAUGCUGAUGGGAGAUUACGUCAAAUAUGUGGACGAUUUUCGCGCAGCCAUUGCUCGUUGGAACACCACCUGGGGCAGGUUGGAAUGCUCGCCUUACAUCAAGGUCACUCUGCAGAUGUCGUACGAGUAUCUGUGCCUUUACACCAACGCGUUUGUCUUCCAAGCAGCCAUAUCCCAGGCGAUUGCCAGCAAGCCCAAGACAGAUGCGCACUCUCUCCGGGACCACCUGCGAUGUGUCUUCAGCAAUGUCGGGGCGAUGCCCGACGCCCGAUUCAUCUGGGCUAGUGUCGCCGCGGCUAAAGCAUAUUUGACGCUGCUCAGCACGCAAAUUGAUCCCGGCAAAUACUUACGGUAUAUGCCGUUGAGGUACUAUCUCUAUAGCAUCUAUUCGGCCGUCUUUCUGUACAAAGCACGAUCAUUCGGGGUGAUGACAGACAUGGAAGAACGACAAGUACGGCAAUUGGUCUUCCAGGCCAUGGAAGUUCUCAAACGAGCCUCGGUUUCCGCCCAAGAUCCCGGUUCACGCUAUGCUCGACUUCUAGAAUUAUUGUGGAUGAAGCCGCCGAAGGGCCCUCCCCCGGGACCGCGCCCGGGGCAAUCACCAACUGCGUCCGACACUCCAUUGUCGUCCAGUGGUAGCGUUCGUGUCGAUGCUCAGGGAUAUAUGCAAUACAGCCCUACCAAUGAUUUCUCCUGGCUGGAUCUGGAGGCUGUGGGUGAUUUUGUCUCCGGUGACCCAAUGCCGGGCAACGGGAUCAAUCUCCUGGCCCCCAUGGCCGGAUAUCAGGCACCAGCAGCGUUUAUCCCUCAAGCCCAGGGAAUGCCAUGGCAACAGACGAACAAUAUCACAAACUGGCCCGUGGAUUGGACGGGAAAUCUAUUCUUUUGA